Messenger RNA from Neurospora hispaniola, 3035 nucleotides. Its product is annotated as HET-domain-containing protein. The coding region runs from base 429 to 2831 and encodes 800 amino acids. The record is from RefSeq and is a predicted model, not a curated record. NCBI's taxonomy places the organism in Eukaryota, Fungi, Ascomycota, Sordariomycetes, Sordariales, Sordariaceae. The transcript has a single exon.
CGUGGUUUUGGGCUAGUAAGGCUUGAACCGAGUUGGGGCCCUUUUAGGCUGCUUUUUGCUCUCUCGUAAUUUGUUUUUAUAAUUCCCUUUUCCCGGUUUUGUGUUCAUCGUAAUUAUUUUUGUCUGUUGCUUUUCCCCAUUUUCCGUUGUUAUUGUUAUUGUGAGCUACGGCCAACGUCGCAUCCCUGUCAAGAGAUGCAUCUGGGCCCUGGCAAGCCUGGGUAUGACGCUGUUCGCGCAGCCCAAACAGUGGCCCCCUUCUUCCCGGUAUUCAGUGACAGCGAGGCUCGCGGGCGGAAAACAACAACCGCCUUCGUCAUCCAUCCAACUAUUUACAUCCGACAACCCCUUUGAAUCGCCGUUUUCUUCCUAGUAUACCUUCUUUGUUCCGACUCUUCGCCACACACACAAGACUCUCACCAGACGUUAUGCAUGUGGUCGACAUGGAUUCGGCAAUGUCGCCUAACUGCCCGUGCCAGGAUGGCCCACUUGCAAAAGCAAACAGUGCCGUCCAUGUGACACCUCACCAGCUCUGCGAUCGGUGCUCAACAGUCGUGCGAAAAUCUGCAGUUCUCCAAGAAUGCUUCCGUCGCCUGGAUGAAGGCGAUCAGCGCAGACAAGACUGGCGCCGAUGCGAGAUCUUUUACCACAGCCAAGGCGUGGACGAGCUAGCCAAGUCGAGCCAGGCUGGCUGUCAUAUGUGCACCAUAGUACAUGGAUCUAUGGCAAAGUCGGCGGCUCAAAUACGCGAGCAUGGGCCUGUACUGGUGAAAGUAGGCAUCGAGCCGUUGCAGGACGAGAUCAUUGAUAAUGAUAGCUUGUCUAUGCGCUUCGGCAUUCUCACAGUUGAGAAAUGGAAAUACUAUCGAGUUCAAGCCGGGUGGAAGGAGGAAGAUGGGACAGCUCUCAUAUACACUGGAGGGCCCUUGGAGGCCGACCACUUGUUUCGCUACGGUUGCACUCGCCAACUGACUGUCAACCUUUCCAUUCUUUUGCUCAACGGUAAGGCAAAUGCUACACUCAUCCAAAUCAUCCAUCUUGACAAGUUUUUAACCGACAUGACAGACACACAUUUUCUUCUUCCCAAGGAGGCAAGGGGAUAUCACUUGUCUCGCGGGCCAUCAACAGACGCCCCCGAGACCUUUGAAUUUGCACGAUACUGGCUGCGGGAAUGCAUCACAAACCAUGAUGAAUGCAAUGAACAUGGACCCGAGAUUUCGAGAUCUGAUGAGCUUCCGACCCGGCUGAUAGACAUCGGGGGAGGUCCUGGGCAGCUGGAACCUCGCCUUUUCUACCCCUCGGCUUCCGCAUCUUCACCCGACCUACAAUACCUGACAGUCAGCCACUCAUGGCACGCAACUGGAGUGACCGAGAAGCUCACGACCGAAAAUGAGAGCCAAUGGCUGCAAGGCAUCCCGAUAGAGAAGCUCUCCCCGAAUUUCCGCGAUGCGAUGACGAUAACACGGCGACUUGGUUAUCGCUAUCUGUGGAUUGACUCGUUGUGCAUCCUUCAAGACUCUCGGGAGGACUGGGAGAGAGAAGUACCCACCAUGACCAACGUAUACGGGCACUCGACUUGCAACAUUGCCAUGGUUGGACAAGCCGGGGACGAGGGUUGUUUCCGGGAAAGAAAUCCUCUGGUAGCCUUUCCUUGCCGACUGCACGAGGCAGAUGGUAAACAAAGCCGCCUCUAUGCUUUCAUCGAAGGAUCAAACCGGAAGUUCAGUCGAGGCCCUGAAGAGAUAGUGGGAUCCUUUCCUCUUCUCAAAAGAGGUUGGGUAGUCCAAGAGGCUCUGUUGUCGCCCCGAACAAUCUUUUUCGGCGAUCACGAGGUGUACUUCCAUUGCACAAAACAAACAAUGUCUGAAUCCUGGCCCGUGGCGCUUGACCCGCAUAUCCGCCAUUUCAAUCCCAGAUUUUUGGGAUUCAGCAAAGUCAGAGGGUUCCGGGAAUUCGGCCAAAUCUUCGAACAGAGUUGGAAGGAAAAGUUCAAGGGGAUUCAAUUCGACAUCAAGGAUGAGCGAAGGGCAGCCAUGGCGGCAAAGAGCUUCCUGAAACGCAGUCGACAGCUGCGUGCCAUCUGGAACCGGUUUUUGCUAUACUAUACCGACACCAAUUUGACAUACACCACUGACCGACUGGCGGCGAUUAUUGGAAUUGCGGACGCCGUCGAAAACUAUACGGGGCUCACAUACAUUCCCCAAGCCGGCGCUUUCAAGGAAUUUUUGCCUCUUGAUCUUCUCUGGUACAGGAACUUCCGUUCCGUUGACCUUCUCUGGCGCAAGUCACCCACGGGAACGAAGGCCCCUUCGUGGUCUUGGGCUGCAAAUGAGGGCGAUGUGCUAUUCGACGAGAAGUCGUGGCUGGAGGGCUCACACGACGAUUUUGAGUACAUGGGUCUACUCCUUGACGUGUCAGUUCCGCCUGCAGCCUCGACCUUGUCACCAGGCAUGGGGUCGGAAGUGGUCAUCAAGCUGAAGACCCUCGUCAACCGGCAGACCGCGCUUGGGUUGGGAGUUCGAGAGCCCCCAGGUUUCUGGGUGGAGUACCUUCCCAAAGCGCGUCUUCAGGUUGUGCUUGAUGAGCCCGUCGCAGAUGGAACUACCAUCUUUUUCAUCGUUGUGCUGCGGACACGCACGUGGAACAACUCUGGCUAUGACAAACAUGUGUCAGGGUUGAUUCUGGUGCCAAAGGAUCCGACAAGUGAGGAAGAUCCUCGAAAGGCGUUGCAUAGACGUGUGGGAUUCUUCCGUAUUGCUGAGCCGGCGAACGUUGGUGGUAUCCUCGAUUUCUUUGCGGGUUGUCCAAAGAGGGAAAUUUGCAUUUGUUGAAGCCACGAUACCACCAUAGAUCAUUAACAUUGGAGGAGUUCAUUUUGUCGGAUAGAUAACAACAGACUAAGAAAGCAUAGCAUUGAUGUUCCUUCUCCAUUCACAAAACUCGGUCAUCUCCUCGGCAUACUACAGUGACCUUGUUGCGUCCCGUCUAGCUUCGCGAAAGAAUACGUAACGAGUGGUAUCUGGUAUCACCUUCCG